AUCCAUCUGGUGAAGUCUUGGGGUGUUGGAGAUAUCCUUAGGUGCAGGCCUCCCAGCUCAACCACAGGGGGGGCAGGGGGGUCACCACCAGAGGCGGACUGACAACUCCUGGGGCCCCCGGGCAAUAGGGGAUCAUGGGGCCCCUGUGUCCUUGCCCAAACUCAAAAAAGCCUAUGAAAAAGGUACCAGGGGCAUUUCAUGGGGCCCCCUACUGCCCCCGGGCCCUCGGGCAGUGCCCGAGUUUCCAAAUGGUCAGUUCGGACCCUGGUCACCACCCCCCUGAAAAAUGCUGCCCAAGGCAAAUGCCU
Messenger RNA from Staurois parvus, 308 nucleotides. NCBI's taxonomy places the organism in Eukaryota, Metazoa, Chordata, Amphibia, Anura, Ranidae. The record is from the annotation of a GenBank genome assembly.